This is a messenger RNA of Saprolegnia parasitica CBS 223.65, 1700 nucleotides long. RefSeq lists its product as hypothetical. Bases 27 to 1628 code for a protein of 533 amino acids. Gene Ontology annotation, molecular function: aspartic-type endopeptidase activity. The transcript is spliced from 10 exons. The record is from RefSeq and is a predicted model, not a curated record. NCBI's taxonomy places the organism in Eukaryota, Oomycota, Saprolegniomycetes, Saprolegniales, Saprolegniaceae. Gene Ontology annotation, biological process: proteolysis.
AACAGGCCGCGUGAUUCGAGCAAACGAUGGUCAAGUCGCACGUCGUUGCGCUGGCGCUGGCGCUGCCAGCGACCGCCUACCACGUCCUGCCGCUGCACCGCGAUGCGCCGCUUCUUGGCGCACGAAGGAGCCUACGCCAACUCGCCGACGGGUCGUUCCAAGUCGUGCCGCUUCGCCAUGACGCUGGCACCCACUACACGUACGCCUACCUCGGGUCGCCGCCGCAGCGCACGCCCGUCGUCGUCGACACGGGCAGCCAUGUCCUCGCCGUGCCCUGCGCCGGCGGCGCGUCCUUUGAGGUGACGUCGUCCACAACGCUCACCUACCCCAACUGCACGAGCGCUGCGAGCACAUUCCAGUGCGCUUCUUGCGACGCGGACGCCACGUGCCACAUCUCCCAGGCUUACUCUACAGGCGGGUCGUGGACCGGCGUCGUUGUCAACGAUGUCGUGGCACUCGGCGAUGGCAAUGCGUCGUCUCCGUACAGCACGCGCUUCUCGUUUGGCUGCCAGACGGAGGUCACAGGAUCCUUUCCCGCCACCACCGGCGUCUUGGGCGUGGCCGACUCUGCAACAAGCCUUGUGCGGCAGCUCUACGCCGACAAGAAGAUUGACCAAAAUGUGUUCUCGCUCUGCUUGACAGCGACCGGCGGCACGUUGGCGAUCGGGACACCGGUGACCACCGCCGACGACGACCGCCGACGCCUCGGUGUGCUUCAGUUUGCCCGCAUGGCUCCUAACACCAACGGGUGGUACGAGCUGACGAUCCGAGCCAUUCGCAUCGGUGGCAAGCCGCUCGACUUGUCGCCACGCGUGCACCAGAGCGUCCUCCUUGACAGCGGGUCACCGACGUCGUCGCUGCCGUCGGCACUUCGCGACGAGUUUGACCGGUCGUUCAAGAAUGCAGGCUUGAAAGCGUAUAAAAGCCUCGACGGUGGCGACGACACUACGGGCGGGUAUGCACGCGGCCAGCUCUCCAAGAUGCCGACCAUCGAGUACGUCUUUGAAGGCAUGGAGGGCGAAGACGUGGUGCUCACGAUCCCGCCGGCGCGGUACCUCUGCCAAGGCGAGACCGGUCGGUUCACCGCGUCCAUUGCGCUGCACGACGAGGCGCCCAUGGGCGUGAUUGGCGCCGACCUCUUGACCAACCACGACUUUGUUUUUGAUCCGGACCACCACCGCGUCGGCUUUGUACCGGCCACGUGCGAGUAUGGCGCGGCGCAGCAUGCCAACGCAAGUGGAAAUGGCUCGGUGCUCGACGCAACGUCGUCGUCCUGGGAGGCGGCGAUGAUCGCCGAAGUCGGCGCCGACGUGCUUGUCGAUACCGACGACGAUGCCGACGACGCCCCGAUGGUCGACUCGGUCGUCGGCGUUGGCCUCGCGCUGCUGUUUCUUGGCGCGGUCGUCUACGCGGUGGUGCGCCCGGCCAAGCCCGCAUCGAGCGAAUGGGCGUCGCUCGGUGUGAUGGAUGACGACGAGAACGACGACGAGACGAACGAGCUCAUGGUGCCGAGCAGUCCCCGCGCGGCCGUUGUCGCCUACGACGCCCACCCAGACGUCCACGACGCGUUCUUUGACGCGACGCACGACGCCGACGCGGACGACCACGACGCGCUCGAUCGCCUCUGAGUGUACAGUGCAGUCAGUAGCUUCCUGCGUCUUGAAGUAAUUUACACGGAAGAAGGCGGUUGAUGUUGGUGG